CUCAAUUUUCCGGCUUUUCCUACGGCCUGGAGGCUACAGAGACGGACAGGAGAACGAUUUUCAAGGAUUUUUAAAUUUUUUCCGCCUCAGGCAAUUUGUCAUCAACGACCAAAAUUUUUCCGGGUAAAGAAAAUCGGAAAAUCAAAGGAAAAACGCGGCAAAAUUGCGAAAAUCUGGCAGAGAAAGUCGAAAUCGUCCUAUGGAUCAGCUGUUAUCAUACAGACUAUAUAGAUUUUACGACAAGUGCUCAUGCAAACGUCGAAGUGUGAAUGAGGUUUUGCGGAUUCAGAAAUAAAUAAAAAUAUUUUUAAAAUAUUUAGUUGAAAAUGGCAAAUAUUACUCAACAUUUCGUCUUCUGGAAAACGUGUAACUAUGUCUCAAGCCUUAUUAAAACAAGAGGAUUUAGCAUUACUGCGGUUGCUUAUAAGAAAAACAAGAAACCAGCACCCGAAAUUGGAGGACAACGAAUUGAUUCAGCCUACCAAUCACUUGCUUCAAGAGGGUUUCUGCGAUCUUAUGAACCGUAUGAACCACCAAAUGAUGUAAGUGCAACAAUUCAGCAAUUAGCUGCAACAGCACAAUACGAUGCAACCACAGGAUUUCCCACACUUGGCGAUAAGUUUAACUUUUUGGAAGAAUGCCGAAAGAUCUUCAAACGUGCAGUACCAAAUUCCUUCUUGCACGACUUGCUGACCAUUGAGGAUGUUAUUGAAUUCUACCAAACCCCAAUGAAGACUACACUACCAAUUGAUGAUACCCUGAAAGAGGCGGAUCUACCUGUAAAUCUUCACAUUCAGAGUGACUACGUGAGGUAUCAUCCGGAAGAGGAUACCAUGUUCGGUGGGAUAAGUGCUUUCCCAAGAAGUUCAACUCUCGUUACGGGUGUUAAAUAUAGGAAAAAAUACAGGGGGCAUGUUGCCAAGACUUCUUGGCCAUAGAGAAGGAACAUUUUUAAUGGUAAAUAAAAAAUAAAGUAGUUUA
Messenger RNA from Lutzomyia longipalpis, 981 nucleotides. It is a transcript of the gene mRpL50, whose product is annotated as 39S ribosomal protein L50, mitochondrial. Gene Ontology annotation, cellular component: mitochondrial large ribosomal subunit; mitochondrion. The coding region runs from base 327 to 938 and encodes 203 amino acids. The record is from RefSeq and is a predicted model, not a curated record. Lineage: Eukaryota; Metazoa; Arthropoda; Insecta; Diptera; Psychodidae. The transcript has 3 exons.